GAUACAAGGAGAAAGAAAACACCGAAACACGUGUUUAUUAUUUUUCCAUUUCUUAGUUUAUUUUUAUUUUAAAAAACUCCGUUUUUACUUAGUUUAUUCAUUGUGUAGGUCAUAUUUAUUAAGAGAAAAAUGUUUUACGUGAUAGGAUUAGGCCUCGGGAAUGAAAAAGAUGUGACAGUCAAAGGUUUAGAAAUAAUUAAAAAAUGCCACCGGGUUUAUUUGGAAGCGUACACGUCAAUUUUAACUGUUGGAAAAGAAACAUUGGAAAAGUUUUACGAACGGCCAAUAUUAUUAGCAGAUCGUGAACUAGUUGAGAAUGAAUCCGAGGAAAUCUUAUCAAAUUCUGAGAAUGAAGACGUUGCAUUUCUUGUUGUUGGAGAUCCCUUUGGAGCAACGACUCACACUGACUUAGUUUUAAGAGCACGCGAAAAAGGAAUAAAAACAGAAAUUAUUCACAAUGCAUCAAUUUUAAAUGCCAUUGGCUGUUGUGGUCUUCAACUUUAUUCAUACGGUGAAGUUGUUUCCAUUCCUUAUUGGACGGAAACUUGGCAGCCCGACAGUUUUUACGAGAAGAUAGGGGAAAAUCGAAAGCGAGGUCUUCACACACUAUGUCUGCUUGAUAUUAAGGUCAAGGAACCAACUUUAGAUAGUAUCUUGAAAAAGAAGAAAGAAUAUAUGCCCCCGAAAUUUAUGAGUGUUGCUGAGGCCGCCAAUCAAUUGACUCAAAUUAUUGAGAGAAAAAGAAGUGCCGUCAAUAAUUUAGCUUUCGAUGAAGAAAGUUUAGCGAUUGGCUUGGCACGAAUUGGAUCAGGGGAUCAAAAAAUUUUGGCCUGUAGUCUUACGGAAAUGAGAGAUAUUGAACUAGGACCUCCACUUCAUUGUCUUGUGAUCCCUGCCGAAAAACUUCAUCCACUUGAGACUGAAUUUCUCGAACAAUUCAGAAUAAAGGGAAAUGUAAAAUAAUUCAAGGUCGCUAUUUAAGAAUUUGAACUAUUCCAGAUGCUGUAAUUAGAAAUGACCUAGAGAGUGAGAAAAUCAAGUGUGCGAGAGGAACAUUUUACGAUAUAGAUAUUUUUUCAGUUGCAAGAUACAAAAAUAUUUUAAUACAUCCGCUCAAGAAAGAACCAAAAUAACAUAUUUUAUGCGUAAUCUACAAGAAUGGAAAAAUCUGAACUGACAUUUUGUAAAUUUUUAAAUUGAAAUGAAAUUUAUUAAAAAUUACAAGUGAAAAUUAAAAUGAAUUGAUAUUUAAAAAUAUAAUAAUUUGGUUAUCAUAACUCCACAAAAAAAAUUUAUUAGAGAAUUUCAUUUUCUGGAAGCAUCUUUCUUCUGUUAAAAGGUCAGUUAUUAAUUUUUUAUUAUAAAUUUUCAUUAAAGAUAAAAAUCAAUAAAUAAAAAUUAAUUUUUUUUUAAAUUUUUCUUAUUCAUUUGUCUUGAAUGUUUUUUUUAAAUAUUAAGUAAAACUAAAAAGUUCUUUUUUUAACAAAGUAGAUACUGUUAUGAUUGUAAGAAAGAUAAAAAAAAAUAUUGAACGACGAAAAGCACUCGAAGAUUUAUUUGCGGGUCAUCAAUCUCUCAGUCUUGUGGCUGUUUUAUUGUGAUUGUCUACAAGUUGCGAAAUCUAAUUUAGGAUAGACUUCAACUUAAAAGGUUAAGCACGUUUGUUGCAUAGCAUUUGAACGCUGAAGAUCCUCUUCUAUUAUCUAUAAAUAGUUAAAUUAAUCUGUUUAUUUAGCACUUAAAUGAUUCAUUGAUCUGGAAUUCGAGUUCUCGAAGUGAAAAAAAGAAUUUAGAUCGUCUCGAUAUCGUAUCUUAAGAGUCUCAAUACAAAAAAAGCCGUUGCCAAUUAAAUUUUGUUUUAUUCAAUGCGAACAUACUACCAGAUGAAUAAUAGGUUUUGUUUUUAUAGAUUUCAAUUUUAUUAAAUAACGUGCAAUUUGUAAGAAAACUCGAACGAGAUUUUAUUAAAUUAUUACUUAUUCUAUA
This is a messenger RNA of Leptopilina boulardi, 1986 nucleotides long. RefSeq names its product diphthine methyl ester synthase (gene Dph5). The record is from RefSeq and is a predicted model, not a curated record. Gene Ontology annotation, biological process: protein histidyl modification to diphthamide. Lineage: Eukaryota; Metazoa; Arthropoda; Insecta; Hymenoptera; Figitidae. Gene Ontology annotation, molecular function: diphthine synthase activity. Bases 130 to 963 code for a protein of 277 amino acids. The transcript has 3 exons.